Molecule: messenger RNA, 1542 nt
Organism: Fusarium keratoplasticum
Lineage: Eukaryota; Fungi; Ascomycota; Sordariomycetes; Hypocreales; Nectriaceae
Product: Peptide hydrolase
Exons: 3
Coding region: 1-1542 (513 amino acids)
Biological process (GO): proteolysis
Molecular function (GO): metalloexopeptidase activity; aminopeptidase activity
Source: RefSeq, a predicted model, not a curated record
AUGACUGCCAAGAGCCUCUUGGUCGCUGCCACGGCGCUCUCGGGCGUCUCGGCCUUGCAGAUUCCUCUCAAUGUCCAGCUCCCGUGGAGCUCCUGGUCGCCUAGCUCGGGACCCAGCAGCGAUGACCUCACCGGUCUGCCCUUGAUCGAUACCAAGGAAUUGCAGAGCAGCAUCAAGGCCGGGAACCUCGAGACGAGGGCCAAGGAGCUUUACGAGAUUGCAAAGAAUGGAGAGGAGGAGUAUGGACAUCCUACUCGUGUCAUUGGUAGUGAAGGCCACCUCGGCACAUUGUCCUACAUCCACGCUGAGCUGGCCAAGCUGGGCGGCUACUAUUCCGUCUCUAACCAGCAGUUCCCCGCCGUGUCGGGCAACGUUUUCGAGUCUCGCCUCGUCCUCGGCAACUCGGUGCCUAAGGACGCGUCGCCCAUGGGUCUGACUCCUCCCACCAAGAACAAGCAGCCCGUCUACGGAGACCUCGUCCUCGUCAAGAACGAGGGCUGCAGCGAGUCCGACUACCCCGAGUCCCUCAAGGGCAACAUUGCUCUCAUUUUGCGAGGAACCUGCCCCUUUGGUACCAAGUCGGAGAAUGCUGGCAAGGCUGGUGCUGUCGCCGCUGUGGUGUACAACUAUGAGAAGGAGGAGGUUCAUGGAACUCUGGGAACUCCUUCUCCUAACCAUGUCGCUACUUUCGGCCUCGGUGGCGAGGAGGGCCAGGCCAUCGCUAAGAAGCUCAAGGAUGGCGAGAAGAUUGAUGCUAUUGCGUACAUUGACGCCGAGGUCAAGACCAUCUCUACCACCAACAUUAUUGCCCAGACCCGUCACGGUGACCCCGAGAACUGUGUGAUGCUCGGUGGUCACAGUGACAGUGUCGCUGAGGGUCCUGGUAUCAACGACGAUGGCUCCGGCAGUAUCUCCGUCCUUGAAGUCGCCACCCAGCUCUCCAAGUUCCGCGUCAACAACUGCGUGCGCUUCGCCUGGUGGGCCGCUGAAGAGGAGGGCCUCCUUGGUUCGGACCACUACGUUGCCGUGCUGCCCGAGGAGGAGAACCGCAAGAUUCGCCUCUUCAUGGACUACGACAUGAUGGGCAGCCCCAACUUUGCCUACCAGAUCUACAACGCUACCAACUCUGAGAACCCCGCCGGCUCUGAGGAGCUGCGCAACCUGUACGUCGACUGGUACGAGGAGCAGGGUCUCAACUACACCUUCAUCCCCUUUGACGGUCGCAGCGACUAUGAUGGAUUCAUCCGUGGUGGUAUCCCCGCUGGUGGUAUCGCUACUGGUGCCGAGGGCGUCAAGACCAAGGAGGAGGCAGAGCAGUUUGGUGGUAUCGCAGGCCAGUGGUAUGAUCCUUGCUACCACCAGCUGUGUGACGACCUUGGUAACGUCAACUACACUGCUUGGGAGGUCAACACAAAGCUCAUUGCCCACUCGGUGGCCACGUACGCUCUCUCGUUCAAGGACUUCCCUGAGCGUACAACCGAGGUUUCUGUCCAGGCCUACGCUGACAAGGUCAAGAUGCACGGAAACAAGUACAUCAUUUAA